GUCAUUCUCCAAUAACAGUAUCAAAACAAUCGUCUCGAAAUGCUCAGCAUCGAUUUCAGGGCAAUAAUUUCUGAGGUAUUUGAUGAAUUAUUUGCGUAAAGUUUGAGAUCAAGUUCAUUACUAAAAGUACUAAGAUAUUUCAUUGAAUUCGCUGAACAAUCGUUGAAGUAGCUGAAAGCCAAGUUAGCAAUGGUCAAUGUUAUGAAAGGAGUUCUUGUUGAAUGUGAUCCUGCUAUGAAACAGUUUCUGCUACAUUUGGACGAAACUCAAUCGCUGGGCCGCAAAUUUAUCAUUCAGGAUCUCGACGAGAGACAUCUGUUCAUUUCGACGGAUAUAAUUGAAACGUUGCAAGCUCGUGUGGACGAUUUGAUGGACAGAAUCAGCGUAUCUCUGCACGAGAAAGAAGCAUAA
This is a messenger RNA of Toxorhynchites rutilus septentrionalis, 411 nucleotides long. RefSeq names its product general transcription factor IIH subunit 5 (gene Tfb5). Gene Ontology annotation, cellular component: transcription factor TFIIH core complex; transcription factor TFIIH holo complex. The transcript has 2 exons. NCBI's taxonomy places the organism in Eukaryota, Metazoa, Arthropoda, Insecta, Diptera, Culicidae. Gene Ontology annotation, biological process: nucleotide-excision repair; nucleotide-excision repair, preincision complex assembly; transcription by RNA polymerase II. The coding region runs from base 190 to 411 and encodes 73 amino acids. The record is from RefSeq and is a predicted model, not a curated record.